AAAAACUGUAAAGUGUAAUUUACCAUGGAAGAAGGACAGAUAAAAUAAUUUUGUAGUUCUACAAUUUACAAGUUGGUGAAGUAAAAGUAAAAGAAAUGAUGUUAUAUAAUUAUUUUUAUUUGCCGUGCUUUCAUGAAAAUAGUAACAUUUUAAUGCUGUGUUAAAAGAUUAGAUUGAAGUUACUGUUGGUCUAUACAGAAUUACAAUUAACAUCCUUUUGCAAUAGAGAUGUUGAGUCCACUGGUACCUAUUCUUCUAAUGGAAUUUGUUAGUACAGGAACUGAAAGUUUUUAGUGGUAUGUUUUUUAUCAAUGCCUUCAGACUUCAUAUGUUUGCAUGCGAAUUCUUACCUGCCAGUAAAUGUACUUGUACUUCCUUUCAACAGGAUUUUGGUGAUUACCUGGAGUCUUAUUAUUCAGUACAAACAAAUGAAGGAGAGAAAAUAUCUCAGCUCAUUGCUGGCUACAUAGAUAUUAUUUUGAAAAAGAGAAAGGGCCAAGAUGGUUAUGAUCCUGACUUUGACGAGGAAUCAACAAUGGUAGAGGAUUCUGUGACUCCAUCAAAAGGUACAUACUUGGAGCGUCAAACAAACAAGGUUGGCCAUGCUGCUACUGGCUCAGUAGCUUUGCCAGCGGUGAUGAGAGCUGGAGGUCCAGGGGCAUCUAGAUACAGUGUGGGUAAGAUGGAGCCAGCCCAGUAUGGGACAGUUACAGGAUCUGCACACUCUGCUCAUAGGCCUCCCAUGGGCUCACAAGCUAAGCUUCACAGUCUUACUCCUGCACAGAAGGCGUACAUGAGUAGUCUGAGUCAAGGCUUGGACACCAUUGUUUCUGCAGAACAGGAUCUGGGUUCUCCUGCUGAGAUUCCUGCUCUUGGAUCAGAUCCAGCAUCACUGAAGUGGAAGCAAAACACUCUAGAUCUUUCCAGACAAAAUGUGGCAUCCCGACUGGCUGCUCUUUCAGCGUCAUGUGCUUCAAUUGUCACGCUGACUUCAGGAGAGCCAGAGGAAACAAACUACACUGCUGCUGGGGCAGCUGUGAAUACCAUCUCAUCUAACUUACAAGACUUAUCAAAAGGAAUCAAAAUGAUUGCUGGUUUACUGGAUGAUGACGAUGAUGGUAAGAACCUUCUGGAUGCUACACGAGGCUUGGCAGGUGCCUUUUCGAAUCUUCUGAAAGCUGCCCAGGAAGGAGGCGGAGCAGACAGUGAGUCUAGAGGCAAGUUGUUGUCAGCUGCUGGCAAUGUGGGUUCAUCUGGAGCAACACUGUUGCAGUACAUGGGUGAACCAGAAGUUGAUCAACAAACUCAAGAAAUGUUACUGGCUCUGGCUCAAGCUGUGGCUAAUGCAACAGCAGCUCUGGUCCUGAAAGCCAAGAAUGUCGCUAGUCAGUCUAAUGACACUGGAGCUCAAGGCAAGGUGAUCACUGCAGCAAAGGAGACAGCCAGAACCACAGCGCAGCUGGUAGCUUGUGUUAAGGUGGUUGUUCCGUCCAUAAGCAGUCACAUGUGCCAGGAACAAGUUGUCGAAGCUGCAAAACUUGUUGCUACAGCUGUCAAUGACACUGAAGGAGCUUGUAAGGAAGCAGCUCCUGAAGAAUCUGACUUGCUACGAGAGCUAAUGACAGCAGCGCAGGCUGUACGGGACGCUUUGAAUAGUCUGCUGGUGAAAGUGCGAGAUGGAGGCUGGGAUGCUCAACAAGCUGGACAGUAUGAUGCAGCAUGUGAUGACAUUUUAGGAGCUACAGACAGACUGUUUAACAGUAUGGGGAAUGCAGGAGAGAUGGUUAAACAGGCCAAGAUCUUAGCUCAGGCAUCAUCGUCAUUGGUAACUGGAAUCAAAGCAGAAGCUGAAACCGAGGAUGACUCAGACUCACAGAAACGUCUCUUAGCUGCUGCAAAGGUGUUAGCCGAUGCCACUGCAAAACUUGUGGAAGCAGCAAAGGGAGCAGCCAGAAACCCUAAUGCUGCUGACCAGCAGCAGAAGCUCAAACAGGCAGCAGAAGAUUUGAGAUCAGCAACAAAUGCAGCAGCCAGUGAUGCAUUGAAAAAGAAGCUGGUCAAAAGACUUGAGGCGGCAGCUAAAGAGGCAACUGGCCAGGCUACUCAGCUAAUUGCUGCAGCUCGCAGUGCAGGGCCAUCUAAUCGGAAUCAGGCAUCACAGCAACAGCUGAAUGACCAGUGCAAACCAGUAGAAGAACACAUCAACCAACUUGUUGAAGCUCUUAGAGACACUGCAAGAAAUCCUGACAUUGCUGCUCCUCAGUUGGCUCUGAUAAAUGCCUCAAAAGAGUUUAUUCAGCCAACAUCAAAGCUGGUUGCCAACUCUAAAGCUGCACUUCCAACCAUCGGAGAUCCAAUCACAGCAACACAGCUGGCGAACUUUGCCAAGUCAACGGGCUCCUCACUGGGAGACUUACGAGAUGCUGCAGAUAAGGCUGCAGAGGCCUGUGGAACACUUGAGAUUGAUAGUGCUUUGGAUACAGUUGGUUCUCUUGGUCGUGACUUGGAGGCAUAUGAGAAGAGUGCUGAGGAUGGAAAACUGCUUCCCUUACCUGGAGAUACUGCAGAAUCUUGUGGUCUUGAACUUGGUGCCACAUCAAAGUCUGUUGGAUCGUCAAUGGCACAGUUGUUAACUGCUGCUUCACAGGGUAAUGAAAGCUACACAGGUAUUGCAGCAAGGGACACAGCCAGCGCCUUGCGUGUUCUGACGGCAGCAGCCAGGGGUGUUGCAGCAACAGCAGAUGACAGAGCCUUGCAGAUGAAUCUUAUCAAGGCAACCCAGGCUGUAGUUGCUGAGUCAGCAAAAUUAAUUCAUGAGGCAAAGAAUGCAGUGAACAAUCCUGGAGACCCUAACAACCAGCCCAGACUAGCACAGGCUGCAAAAGAUGUGUCCCACGCAUUAAACAACUGUGUGAACUACUUGCCUGGUCAAAGAGAUGUCGAUGAAGCUAUAAAGGCCGUGGUCAACUCCAGUCAGAGUUUAGCCAUAGAGGAUUUCCCACCCACCUCCGAAGGGUACCAAGUGGUCCAGGAGAAGCUCAGUAUGACAGGUGCAGCCCUUAAUGCGGCAGCUAGUGACAUGGUGGCAGCAUCACGAGGAACAUCCAAUCAACUGGCUGUGUCCACUAAGAAGUUUUCACAGUCUUACCAAGAUCUGCUGGACAGUGGAAUGAAGCUUGCUGGGCAGGCCAAGGAUGAUGCAGCUAAAGAUUCUCUGGUACGCAAUCUGAAAAACACUUCAACAGCAUCCAGUAAACUCCUUCUGGCUGCUAAAUCCUUGGUGUCAGAUCCAAAUGCACCUAAUGCAAAGAAUUCAUUGGCUAAUGCUGCAAGAGCUGUGACGGACAGUAUAAACAUGUUGCUAAAUGCUUGUAUGUCCGCUGCUCCUGGACAAAAGGAAUGUGACAAUGCCUUGAGAAAUAUUCAGGCUGUCAGUAACAUCCUGGACAAUCCUGUUGAACCUGUUAACAACGACACGUUCUUUGACUGUCUGGAUAAAGUCACUCGCAAGUCUCAAGACCUAACAGAAGCCAUGCCUAGAAUCUCCAACAGUAUCAAGGCUGGUGACUUCAAUGAGUUUGAUGAUGGAGUUAAAGAUGCCUCAGGAGCUGUUUGUGCACUAACAGAGUCUGCUGCACAGGCUGCAUACCUUGUGGCAGUAGCUGAUCCGUCGAGUGUGGCAGGAAGACCAGGUCUGAUAGAUCAGGCGCAGUUUAUUAACUCUAAACAAGAGAUCGUGGACGCUUGCGAGAGUCUUCUCAACCCAGAGGCCAGCCAGCAGCAGGUCCUUGGAGCAGCUACAUCUGUCGCCAAGCACACUUCAGCUCUGUGCAAUGCUUGUAAAGCAGCGUCUGCUAAAACCAAUAACCCUGCAGCCAAGAGACAGUUUGUGCAAUCAGCAAAGGAUGUGGCCAACAGCACAGCUUCUUUGGUCAAGAACAUCAAGGUGCUUGCCAGUGACAUGUCUGAUAACAACAGAGAAGCAUGUGCAGCAGCAACCAAGCCUCUCAUCGACAGUGUGGAGAGUCUCACUGCUUAUGCACUCUCCCCAGAAUUUGCUCCAAUACCUGCGAAAAUCAGUGAUGAGGCUCGUUCAGCUCAGGUUCCUCUGAUAAUGUCAGGAAAAUCUAUGGCCACGUCAAGUUCAAACUAUUUCAACGUAGCCAAAGCACUGGCUGUGAAUUCUAAAGACCAAAACGGAUUGCAGCAGCUCGCUCAACAGGCCAAGGCUGUGUCGGACGCUAUGCGGAGACUUAUUACAGCAAUCAAAGACAAUGCUCCUGGGCAGAGAGAAUGCGACGAAGCCUUGGAGCAAAUUAACUAUACAAUAAAUCAGUUGGACCAAGCAUCUCUAGCAGCUAUCAGUCAGCAGCUGGAACCAAGGCCUGAAAACACUCUACAGGGUUUCCAGGAGCAAAUGAUGCAGAACCUUAGUCAACUGUCAGACGUUAUUGAUCCAUUAGCAACAGCAGCCAAGUCUGAACCUGAAAACAUUGGCCACAGGGUAGCCCAGGUGUCGAGUUUCAUUGCUCCGCUGGCCGACCUGGCUGUGGGCGCAGCGUCACGCACGGCUGAUGUACAGCGCAAGGUGGACUUGUUAGAUCAGGCCAAGACUGUGGCUGAAUCAGCAGCACAACUUAUGUAUGCUACUAAAGAAGGCGGAGGAAAUCCACAGGCUGUCGACAUCCAUCCAGACAUCAAUGAAGCCGCUCAAGGAAUGAAGGAGGCUGUCCGGGAUCUUGGACAGACACUUGAAGAGGCCGCUAGUGAGACUGGUGUGGUGUCUGGCUUGAUUGACAGCAUAGGGAAAGCACUUGCCGAGAUUGACCAGCCCCAGAAUGAUCGAGGAGAUAGUGCUGAUGUGAUCGAUGAACCGUUUGUGAAUUAUCAAGAGAGAAUGACACGUGCCAUGAAAGAACUGACCAAGAAAGGUCAUGACAUGGUGAGUAAAACGGAACACAUGGAGUUUGUCACUUUAUGUCCAACGUCUCUCUUGCNCCGUAUUCGCACUGGUGUCCAAGGGCUGGGAGAGGCGUGUAUUAGCUUGAUUCAGAGUGGUGGAGCAGUACAGAGCAGCCCCAAAGAUCCUUUCUCUAAGAGAGAACUAGCGGAAAAUUGCAGACAUGUGGCUGAAAAGGUGUCUCAUCUCUUAGCAGCCCUGCAACAAGGUUCCCGUGGUACCCAGGCCUGCAUCAACGCUGCCAGUGCGGUGCAAGGAAUUGUGGGCGACCUGGACACCACCGUGAUGUUCGCUGCGACUGGAACGCUGCACCCAGAGACCGAGGGCGACACAUUUGGGGAUCACAGAGAGGCUAUCCUUCGUACGGCCAAGACUCUUGUAGAAGACACCAAGAAUCUAGUCUCCUCGGCACAGGCAUCCCAAGAUGUGCUGGCCACGGCUGCCCAGUCUGCGGUUGGCUCUGUAUCUAAGUUAGCUGAUAAUGUCAAGCUUGGAGCUCUUGCUCUUGGACCAGAUGACAGUGACGCACAGCAAAUGUUACUGAACGCAGCUAAAGACGUGGCGUCCGCCCUAGGAGCGCUGAUCAACGCGACCAAGAAUGCAUCCGGAAAACCCAACAACGACCCCUCCACUGAGGUGCUCAAGACAACUGGAAAGGCGAUGGUAACCAACGUGUCUUCGUUGCUGAAGACUGUUAAGAGUGUGGAAGAUAAAACUCUUAGAGGUACAAGAGCCUUGGAGUCUACAACAGAUGCUGUUAAACAGGCUGUACUAGUAAGUGUGUUUUGUUCCGCCAUUCCAUACCAUUCUAUCAACAGUGUACGCUGUCUCCCUCGGUUUUCACCGACAGUGUAUGUAACUCGGUGACACGUUGUUAUCUAU
Molecule: messenger RNA, 5842 nt
Organism: Orbicella faveolata
Lineage: Eukaryota; Metazoa; Cnidaria; Anthozoa; Scleractinia; Merulinidae
Product: talin-like
Biological process (GO): cell-cell adhesion; actin cytoskeleton organization
Cellular component (GO): cytoplasm; plasma membrane; cytoskeleton
Molecular function (GO): actin filament binding; structural constituent of cytoskeleton; integrin binding
Source: RefSeq, a predicted model, not a curated record